Pyricularia grisea is the source of this 1731-nucleotide messenger RNA. RefSeq lists its product as uncharacterized. Gene Ontology annotation, biological process: regulation of DNA-templated transcription. The transcript has a single exon. Gene Ontology annotation, molecular function: DNA-binding transcription factor activity, RNA polymerase II-specific; zinc ion binding. Bases 1 to 1731 code for a protein of 576 amino acids. Lineage: Eukaryota; Fungi; Ascomycota; Sordariomycetes; Magnaporthales; Pyriculariaceae. The record is from RefSeq and is a predicted model, not a curated record.
AUGAUUCGCGUCAAGUCCGACGCCCGCCUGGCAUGCGACAGCUGUCAUGGCCUCAAAACUAGAUGCGUCUACGCCGGUCCAGAGUGCACUAGCACCGGCGGGCGUCGUGGAAAUGGCGCCACAACCACGCCCUCUUGUCAGCGCUGCGCUCGUCUUGGCAGGCACUGCCUCACCUCCAGGACUAGAGGGGAGUCAGGCCGCCCGAGGAAGCCAGACAGGACGUCGACGCAGCCCGUCGCGGGGAGGCAAUUCGUCUGGACGGCGACUGGGUCUAUCCAUUUGCAAAAAGAACACAGCGCCGCGCAGAUCCCUCCACCAGCAGCAGCUGAAGGAGGAGUGGCGACUUUGCCGCCGCCAUCGUCGCCGUUUUCUCCCUCUGCUGCCUCCAGGCCAAGCCUGUCAACCGUCCAGCCGUCCGACCAUGUCCUGGCUUCGCUGAGCACCGCGGAUAGGACGCUUUUGGGACUGAUUUUAGACAAGCGCACCUUUGCGGACCAUUUCGUGCUGGCGUCUUCCUUUGCCGACGGCAUGAUCGAGGGCAUGGUGCGCGGGCUGGGCAUGGGCCUGCCGCAGCAGGGGCAGCCGUCGCCGCUCGUCGGUCUGCAGCUGUCGUGCGCCGCCAAGGUUGCCGAUCUGCUACUCCUCUGCCGCAGGAACACGAUAGACGGCGACCCAUCGGGUGACGGCUACUACUGCUACUACUCCAAAAGCGCGGCAGCGGUCAACAUCCUCCGCCAGACUUGGACCGAGCAGGCGCGCGUCGUCGGCGAGGCCGAGGCCCUCGUCGCCAUCUACCUAGGCAUCGGCGUCGUGACCUUUGACCUUAUGGACGCGGGCCGCAGCGCCCACUCGGUCGCCCGCUUCGCCAUCGGCGUCGUGCGCCGCGCUGCAAAACUACACCUGCAGCGCCGCCGGCAGACGUUCAGCCCGGGCGUCGACCGCGACCUGGUCCCGCUCGCGUACCUCGACACGUGCAACUGCCUCGUGCGCAGGAUGGUGCCGGCCGCUAGGCUGGAGGUGGGUGGUCCGCCGGGUGUGGAUAGGUAUAUAGGUGUCUGUGGGUCGCUUUUGCCGGUGCUGUAUGACAUCUGCGAGCUGAGUCGGGAUAUGUGUGCGUUGCAGCUCGCCAAGAACACGGCGGGGAAGGGUGAUUUGGGCAGCGGGUGUCGGCUCGGCAGGUUGGUGCAGCAGUGCGCGCUGCAGCAGCGGCAGGAGAGGCUGCAGCGGGUGCUGGAGGAUUGGCAGCCUGUGGUGCCGGGCGAUUUCGUGACUGCUUACACGUCAGCUGAGCGGGGGAUCAUGCAUGCCCAGGCCCGCAUCCAUAAGCUGACUGCGACGCUGAUCCUCCACCGACUGGCGGUAACGUUUGACCAGGACGGAGGGUGCGAUGGCCGCGGCGCGCGUCUGGCGGGCGAGUUGUUGAGCUUCAUGACGGAGCUGUACUCGGUAGUCGGUCGGAAUCCCAAGGAGGAGCGGGCCGGCGUGGGGACGUUUGACUACCGGCUUUCCCUGUCACUGUUGGUGGCUGCCGCGGAGCUGACAUCGGCCGGGGACAGGCGCUGUUGCCUAGAGGACAUGUUUCCACUCGUCGUAUCGAGGCUGUAUCCCGAGGUUGAUAGGAUGUUGCGUGAGUUUCUGGGAUACGUGUGGGCCAGUAGGGAUGAUGGCUUUGGUGGUUGCUGGUUGGACUUGGCUGGGUUGGAUGAUGCGCCGGCGUUUGUGCUCUUUUGA